Molecule: messenger RNA, 2036 nt
Organism: Cuscuta campestris
Lineage: Eukaryota; Viridiplantae; Streptophyta; Magnoliopsida; Solanales; Convolvulaceae
Source: the annotation of a GenBank genome assembly
AUACUCCGGGACUGAGGGGGAGUAAUAUUUAUUCAAAAAAAAUCAGUCAACAAAGCCGAAGGACGAAGCCCAGCGACUCAGCCAGUGAAGCCCAGCGAAAACAGUGCUAUGGCAGACGAAGCCAAGGCCAAAGGCAACGCCGCUUACGCCGCCGGUAACUUUUCCGAGGCUAUCAAACACUUCACUGAGGCGAUUAACUUCGCGCCGACCAACCACGUCCUGUACUCUAACCGGUCCGCCGCCUACGCUUCUCUGAAUAAGUUCUCCGACGCCCUCGUCGACGCUCAGAAGUCCGUCGAACUCAAGCCGGACUGGCCCAAGGGGUACUCCCGGCUCGGUGCCGCUCAUCUUGGCCUUCACCAGCGCGAUGAGGCCGUUUCUGCUUACAAGAAGGGUUUAGAAAUCGACCCGAAUAACGAGGCAUUGAAAUCCGGACUUUCUGAUGCUCAAUCCGCUCAGCCUCGAUCUAGGGAUUCGUCUACCGGUCCAUUUGGAGAUGCCUUUUCCGGCCCGGAGAUGUGGGCUCGGCUUACCAGCGACCCCAGUACUCGAGGCUACUUGCAGCAGCCAGAUUUCGUGAGUAUGAUGCAGGAUCUUCAGAAAGACCCUAACAAUUUGAACCUAUAUUUGAAAGACCCGAGAGUAAUGCAGGCUCUUGGGGUGUUGUUGGGCAUAAAAAUCCAGACGGGUAUGCCCGGAGAAGAAUUUCCUGAUAUGAAAGAAAAAUCCCCAGAGAGGAAGAGACCAGCUGAAGCCGAGCCUUUGAAGGAGAAGGUCCAUGAGCCAGAGCCAGUGGAGUUCUCUGAGGAGGAGAAGGAGAUUAAGGAGCGAAAAGCCCAAGCGCAGAAGGAGAAGGAGGCCGGUAAUGUGGCAUACAAGAAGAAGGAUUUCGAAUCAGCAAUUCAGCACUACAGUAAAGCCAUCGAGCUUGAUGAUGAGGACAUUUCUUUCCUUACUAACAGAGCUGCUGUCUAUUUGGAGAUGGGAAAGUGCAAAGACUGCAUCAAUGAUUGUGACAAAGCUAUUGAACGGGGAAGAGAGCUCAGGUCUGACUACAAGAUGGUUGCAAGGGCUUUGACACGGAAGGGUAAUGCACUGACAAAGAUGGCAAAGUGUUCAAAGGAUUACGACCUAGCUAUUGAGAUGUAUCACAAAGCUCUCACUGAACAUCGUAAUCCAGAGACAUUGAAGAAGCUUAAUGAUGCUGAGAAGGCAAAAAAAGAAUUAGAGCAACAAGAGUAUUUUGAUCCACAAUUAGCAGAUGAGGAGCGUGAGAAAGGCAACCAGUUGUUCAAAGAGCAGAAGUACCCUGAUGCUAUCAAGCACUACAACGAGUCCAUAAAAAGGAAUCCAAACAAUCCUCUGGCUUACAGCAACAGAGCAGCAAGCUACACUAAACUUGGGGCCUUACCUGAGGGGCUUAAAGAUGCUGAAAAGUGCAUUGAACUUGAUCCCACAUUUGCAAAAGGGUACACUAGAAAAGGUGCUGUUCAGUUCUUCAUGAAGGAAUAUGAAAAAGCUUUGGAAACUUAUCAGGAGGGUUUGAAGCACGACCCUAAAAAUCCGGAAUUGCUUGAUGGCAUUAGGAGAUGUGUAGAACAAAUAAAUAAGGCGUCUCGUGGGGAUCUAACACCGGAAGAGUUGAAGGAAAGACAGGCUAAGGGGAUGCAGGAUCCAGAAAUCCAGAACAUCCUUUCAGACCCUGUGAUGAGACAGGUACUCGUCGACUUCCAAGAAAAUCCGGUAGCAGCACAGGAACACCUGAAGAACCCUGUUGUGAAGAACAAGAUCCAGAAACUGGUCAGUGCAGGAAUCGUUCAAGUCCGAUAAACAAUUCAGAUCCUUCGAGGCAAGUUUUCAAACUGUAUUUUGCUCCUACGACGUGAUGCGAUGUGUCUUUAAUGUAUUAUUUGAUUUAUUUCUCCUCUAUUCAGUAUUCUGAACUGGUAAGUACUGUUUUCACAUUGGAUUGAAUGACGUAUAUACGUUUUUUUCUUCAUCAUUGUUUUUCCGGAAAAGAAAAUUUCUUUCUCUAU